UUUGGAGGCGGCAGCUGAGGCGUUGGGGGACGCGUCCUGCUUACGCGGAGGACGGCACUGGGUAGCCGUCCGUACAAUAAUAGCUCGCGAUGUGGUUCGCAACAACCAUUGUCAAGCAGCAUAUUCCUGCCAUCGUGCGUGGUUGUCCUGUUCUUCUCAUCUGUAGCUUUGAAUUUCUUGCCUGUCGGCUUCUAGCGUUUCGUGAUUGGGCUUCUACUUUAUCCAUUCGACCACUUACACAUUUUCGGGGCUGGCACUCGAACACAGCAGGUCUAAUUCAGCAAGAAUACUACGCCGUACAAGCAAGUCAUCCGGCUCGUACCAUCACAAUGGCGACAUCCUGGUGGAAGAGAGCGAUCGUGGCCCUGGCAGCCAGCAACCUCUUGACGUUGCACGCAGCUGCCCAGCAGAGCAGCCCGAAUGCGACUGGCCCGAGCAGCAACACCACCGCCAACAGCAACUCGACCCUCGUCGGCGAUGUAGGCGCCUUGUUCGUCACGCCCACCCGCGACCUGGCUUUUGCCAUGCGCGUCCCCGCCGACAAGAGCAGCCAGGACAUCUACUUCACCAUGGUCAUGUCUCUGCACGUCAUGUGGGGCGCCAUCGGCUUCGGCUCGAGCCAGAUGGCCGGGUCGCUCAUGCUCGUCAUGUACGGCUCCAGCACGGGGCAGAACAUCACCCUGUCCCCGCGGAUCGCGGGCCCCGGCCACUCAGAGCCGUGGUACAGCCCGGACAUCCGCGUCGAGGCGCUCCCCGGGACGGACCGCAACAACGGGACGGCGUGGGUGUACAACGGCGUGUGCCGCAACUGCCGGUCGUGGAGCACCCCGAGCGGUGGGAGGCUGGGCCUCGACGUCGCCAGCCGCAGCCAGGACAUGAUCUACGCGACCGGCGAGAGCGGGGACAUCUGGUCCGACGACCUCGCGCAGCCGCUGCGCGUGCACAUGAACUUUGGCACCUUUGCCAUGGACAUGACGCGGACGACGGGCACCGCGCAGGACGACGAGCAGGACGCCGCCUCGCUCGUCCCGCAGGUCAACAUGGCCGACUCGACGCCCGAGCUCGUGGGCACCGUCCAGGGCUCCAUCAGCGUCACAAAGUACCGCGAGUGGAAGGGCCUCCUGCACGCCGUCAUCAUGGUGCUGUGCUUUGUCGGCCUGCUGCCCUUUGGCACGUUUGUCCUGCGCCUGGGCGGCUGGGUGAGGGCGCAUGCCGCGGUGCAAGGGUUCGCUGGCGUGCUGGUGAUUGUCGGUGCCGGGCUGGGGAUGAGCAUGAGCGGCAUGUAUAAUCGGUCCCGCAACUUCAACACCCCCCACCAGAUCAUCGGCCUGUUCGUCUUCAUCUUCGUCCUGGGCCAGUUCACCCUGGGCCUCGUGAACCACCGCGCCUUCAAGAAGACGCAGCAAAAGACCAAGCUCGCGCCCGUCCACGUCUGGCUGGGCCGCCUGACGAUCCUGCUCGGUAUCAUCAAUGCAUUCCUCGGCUUCACCUUGUCCCAGGCCGUCUUCUACAACUACAUCCUCGCCGGCCUCGUGCUCUUCAUAUUCCCCUUACUCGCCGUGAUCCUCGUGCUCAAGAAGUGCGUCCAGAAGCGCAUGGGCAGCUCCUCAUCUUCCGACAACAACAAGCCCGGCGAGGACGGCGACAAUGCCAACGGCGGUGGCGGUUAUGAAAUGGAGCCCUGGAGGAAUCUCCACCAGCAGCAGCAGCAGCAGCCGGCGCCGGCGUACUCGGCGGGAGCGGGCAACGGGUUUGGUGGUGUCGGUAGUUAUGCGGCCCCGCCGCCGACGUACCAGCACCAGCACCAAAAUCCGCACCCACACCCGCUUCAGGGGAAUGUCACUGGUGGUGGGAUGGGCCCGCAGCAGAGUACCAGGGAGUAUGUCUAGGCGGGCGUGGGCCUGUUUGGGUCACGUAUGCGAGAAAAGGAGAGGAAUCGUGAACUGUGCGGUGACCCGGUCUGGUAGAGGUCUGGUAUAUAAUCCGCGCUCAGGCUGAGAGGCUCGGCCGCAGAACACAAGACUAAGGGUGAAGGCGUAGAGGUAGGGAUGGGGAUGCCUGUGAGAAGUGUAUUCUAACUACCUAGGUAUGGAGGACGUCCAAAGUGGUUUGUGUUUUUUAAACAGGAGUUAUUGGUGUUUUCUGGAUGACAAGUCUAGCAUGGAGGUUUGAUGAAGAAAUUGAUUUACU
Microdochium trichocladiopsis is the source of this 2190-nucleotide messenger RNA. RefSeq lists its product as uncharacterized. The transcript is spliced from 4 exons. The coding region runs from base 90 to 1889 and encodes 599 amino acids. The record is from RefSeq and is a predicted model, not a curated record. Lineage: Eukaryota; Fungi; Ascomycota; Sordariomycetes; Xylariales; Microdochiaceae.